AUGUCAAGAGGACGAUCAACAUCUUUUGAUAGUCAAGAUGAGAAAACAAGGUCGAAUGUUUUUCAAAUAGAUGUUAUAUCACACACAAGUAUAGAUAAUCAUGUAUUAAAUAAUACUGAAAUAAAUGUUGAUGAUAAUAAAAUUUUAUUAUCACCAAAUAAAACUAAUCUUCAUCGAAAUUUAAAAGAACGACAUAUGAUUAUGAUUGCAUUAGGUGGAACAAUUGGUACUGGAUUAUUUUUAGCAUCUGGACAAGUAUUAGCAUCAUCAGGACCUGGUGGUUCUCUUAUUUCUUAUAGUAUUGUUUCAAUUAUGGUUUAUUUUGUUAUGACAACUUUAGCUGAACUUUCAACACAAUAUCCAAUAAGUGGUUCAUUUAGUACAUAUGGAAGUCGUUUUGUUGAUGAAGCAUUUGGUUUUGCAUUAGGUUAUAAUUAUUAUUUAGCUGGUGUAACAGUAAUUGCUAGUGAAUUAAUAGCUGCUGGAAUUAUUGUACAAUUUUGGUUACCACAUUUUCCAACGAUUAUUUGGUCACUAUUAGGAAUGAUAAUAAUGUUUAUAUUAAAUGCAUUUACAGUAAAAAGUUAUGGAGAAGCUGAAUAUUGGUUUGCUAUGAUUAAAGUUUUUACUGUUAUAAUAUUUAUAAUAGUUGGUUUAUUAGUUGAUAUAGGUGUACUUGGACAUGUUAAAAUUGGAUUUCAUAAUUGGAAAAUUGAUGGUGCACCUUUUUAUAAAGGUAUAAGUGGAAUUGUUACUAGUUCAAUUGCUUCGAGUUUUGCAUUUGGAGGUACAGAAACUGUUGGUGUAACAGCAGGUGAAAGUGCAAAUCCUCGUCGUGAUGUUCCACGUGCAAUGCAUGGAACUGUUUGGCGUAUUAUUUUAUUUUUUGUUGGAUCAAUUUUUAUAAUGGGUCUUGUUAUUCCAUAUAAUGACCCUAGUUUAGUUCAUAAUGAAGUUAAAAGUAUAGAUGUAUCACCAUUUACACUUGUUUUUAUUAAAUCAGGUCUUAAA
Rotaria sordida is the source of this 1011-nucleotide messenger RNA. Lineage: Eukaryota; Metazoa; Rotifera; Eurotatoria; Philodinida; Philodinidae. The record is from the annotation of a GenBank genome assembly.